Messenger RNA from Paramecium pentaurelia, 8839 nucleotides. The record is from the annotation of a GenBank genome assembly. NCBI's taxonomy places the organism in Eukaryota, Ciliophora, Oligohymenophorea, Peniculida, Parameciidae.
AUGAAUCAAUAAUACCUACAAGUUCCUUUAUCUUAAAGUAGACAAUCAAUAACUUAUGAUAAGUAUUAAACUACAUCAGGAAUAGUAGUAAGUACUGAUAAGUAAAUUAAUAAUAUAUAUAUUUUAGACGAAUAAGUGACAAUAUUUAAAACGGAAGAAAGAGUACUCUUUUUGAAGAUAAGUAAUCUACUAAUUGAAUAUAUAGACGAUAUGAAGAAUUACUUUAAGAUAAUCAUAAAUUGAAAGAGGUGAUUGAACAAUUGGAUAAGGAUAAUUAGUAAUUAAAAUAGAUGUCAGGGGAGAGCUAUAAUCUUAAAUAGAAAUAUAUGAUUACAUAAGCAGAAUUAGAAGCUGCAUAAUAGGAGUUAGCUAAAUUGAGAUCUCAACUCUUGAUGAGAAAUUCUUAAGAUGCUGAAUAAUCAACUCUCAUGAUUAGAUACAAACAAGAUAUAUCUACAAUGACUUAGUAAUAGAUCAAAUAUUAACAAGGUAAAAUCUUAUUUAAUAAUAAAGAAAUAUCAUAGUUAAAUGCUCUGUUACAACAAUAGAAGAAAUAAGUUGAAGAAUUCUUGAGAUUAAAAACUAAAUAUGAAUAAGAAAUCCAAACAUAUAGAAGUAGGACAUAAAAUUUAGAAAUAGAAAUUAAAUAAGUGAAAGAAUAAAGGAACUCUAUAACUUAAAAUGAAAUUAUUAGAUUGACUUAAGAAAUUGCGAGAUAUCAAUCUGAAGUUUAGAUACGAUCAUCAGAUAAAGAAUUAUAUGAAAGAACUAUACAAACAUUAAAUUAGAAAAUGAAGGAGAUGGAUAAUGAUAUUCAAAUAUUGAUUGAAGCACAUAAUUAAAAUUAAAUGAAACUUGAAUCUGCUAUGGCUGAAUCAAAGAGUAAUAUGUAAUAUCAAAUUGAUUAACUAAAAUAAGAAAUGAGUUUCUAUUAAACUUAAUGUCGAUAAUGGUAGGAAAAAUGUUAAAUUGUUGAAAUACAAAAAGAAGAAAGUGAAAGAAGAAUUAUUUAGAUGGAAAUUAGAAUAAAUGAAACUAAAAAAUAAAUUGAAUAAUAAUAAAAUGAUAAAAUAUAAAGAGAUAGCUAUUAAAUUCAUAAUAUUCAAAAUGAAUUAGAGGGUUGGAAAUAAAGAUAUAUUUCAUUAGAAAUCAAGAUGAAAGAUUAUGACAGUUAUAGAAUGAAAAUAAUUGAAUAAGAGGAAUAAAUUAAUUAUUAUAGAAAUGAUAAUGAAUAAAUAAAAGAAGAAGUAGAAAUCUUGAUUGCAGAAAUUAAAUAAUUAAAGGAAUUAAAUAAUGGAUAUCGUUUAAGUAUUACUUAAUUGGAAAAUUAAACAAGAAAUAGUAUUGAAAGUGAUAGAUAUAAAACUUAAAUUAGAACUUUAGAAAACACAAUAAAUUAAUUAAAUUAAUAGAUAAAUGCAUAUAAAAUUGAAACCAAAGAACUUGAAUAAUAAGUAAUAUAUCAUUAGAAUAAGAACACAAAUGUAGAUUAUUUGGUUAGAGAAAAAGAUGAAUCAAUUUAAAAGUUAUAAUAUAAAUUGAAUAAUAUGGAAAAAGAACUUCGAAUUAUAUUUGAGGAAUAAUUAAAAAUAGAAAAAUAAGAUUGGGAUAGAUAAAAAUAAUAAUAAAUAGAUGAUCAAUUAAAAAAGAUAAACAAAAAAUAUGAAUCUGAAAUAUCCACUCUAAGGUAACAUUUUUAGUCAUUAGAAAUAGAGAACCAAUCAUUAACAAAUCAGUAUGAAAGAUUAAAAAAAGAAGGAGGGAUCAAUUUCUAAAGAUAAUCGGAAAAAGAAAAAAAUAGAAUAAUUGAACUAGAAAGAUAAAUAAUUUAAUUAGAAAAUUAAUUAUUUUUGUAGAAGAAAGAAUUCUCAUUUAAAAUUGAGGAAGUUAAUUAAUAAUCCAAUUUAAAAGAAUAUUAUGAAGUUUAACUUAAGUAGGUUAAUGAAAAAUUAUUAGAAUAAUAAAAUUAAGUUAAAUAAUUGAAUGAUUAAUUGUUAAUCGAAUAAAAAAGUAUUUUAAAUUUAUAAAACAAAUACUCUAAAGAUAUUAUAGAUAUUAAAUAAUAAUAAGAAAAGAAAAUUGAAAUCUAAUAAACUAAUUAAUAUUAAUUUGAAUUAGAUAAUUAUCAAAGAGACUUAGAAAAAAUGAGAAGAGAUUAUAGAAUGAUUUAAUAAUAAUAUUAAGAAAUGGAAAUUCAAGUAAAAUUGUGGAAAGAUAAGUUCUAUGAUGAAUAAUAAAAGCAUCAAGAAAUUAGAUAAUAGUUGGUAGAAAUUAGAUCUAAAUUUGAAUCACACACAAUUAUUGAUAUGAAAUCAAAUUAUGAUAAAUAAAGAAUUUAAGAGCUAGAAAUGGAAAUAAUUUAACUAUAAAAAGAGAUUAAAAUUAGAGAAGAAAAGUAUCAAGAAUAAAUUACAACAUACACUAUAUAAAUUUAGAAAUAAGAUGAAACAAAGAGAAUCAAGCAAUUAGAAUAUGAAAUUGAAUCUUUAAAAAUUAAAUGUAGAGAUUUAGAUAGAUAAUUAUAGGAUAAGACAUUUGAAUUUGAGAAAUUACUUUAAAGAAAGUAGGAAUUUAAACUUGAAACUAUUGAAGUAUCUUCAUCAUCUGAUAAAUAUAAGAUUUAAGAAUUAGAAUAGUAAAUACAACUCUUAAAAUUAUAGAUUUAAUAAUUAAGCAAUUCAAAGUAAGAUGUUAUAAGGGAAACUAUUAGAGAAACAGUACAAAUUAGAAGUUAGGAAGACAUCAAACUGAUUGCUUAACUAGAGGAAGAACUAUAAUUAUGGAAAACUAAAUAUUAUGAAUUAGAUAGAAGAAAAAAUUAAGUAGUAAUUGAAACUAUUAGAGAGGUUUAAUCUCUUGAAAGUGAUAGAUAAAAGAUAUACUAAUUAGAAUGUUAGCUUUAAUAAUUAACAUAAAAAAAAUAAGAAGUAAUAAGGGAGUAUGUAACAGAGACAAUUGAGAUUCCUUUAGAGUCUGAUAAAAUAAAAAUAAGACAAUUAGAAAUUCAAUUAAGUAAUAUUCAAAGGGACUAUUAAUUGUUAAGUUAAAAAAAAUAAGAAACUAUUAAGGAAAUAAUUACAGUUGAAGUUUCAUCCUAAGCUGAUAAAAAUCACAUUUAAUAAUUAGAGACACAGUUAAAUUAAUUAAAAUCAGAAUUAUAGGUUUUAAGACUCAAAAAAUAAGAAGUAAUAAAAGAAACAUUGAUAGAAAAAGUUGAAGUUUCAAUGGAGUCAGAUAAAUAGAGAAUUAAUUAAUUAUAAGAUUAACUUGAAAGAUUAUAAAGAGAUUAUUAAAUUUUAAAUAAAAAAAAAUAAGAAGUAAUAAAAGAAACAAUUACAGUAGAAGUUUCAUCUUAAGCUGAUAAAUUGAAAAUUCAAUAAUAAGAAUCUUAAUUAUAAUAAUUAAGAACUGACUUAUAAAUUUUAAAUUAAAAAAAAUAAGAAGUAAUAAGAGAAGUAAUUACUGAAAGAGUGGAAGUUGCCUUAGAAGCUGACAAAUAUAGAAUUAGACAACUAGAAAGUCAAUUAGAGAGUGUAAAUAAGUCAUAUGAGGCUCUAAGUAAAAAGAAGUAAGAAAUAAUUACAGAGACAAUCACAAUUGAAGUACCUUCUUAAGCUGAUAAGUUCAAAAUUUAAUAACUUGAAACAUAAAUUUAAUAAUUAAGAUAGGAAUUUUAGAUUCUUACUUUGAAGAAAUAAGAAGUAAUAAGAGAAGUGGUGACUGAGAGAAUUGAAGUUCCUUCUUAAGCAGAUAAAUUAAGAAUUUAAUAAUUAGAAUAACAAUUAAAUAAUAUUAAAUUAGAAUUAUAGAUAGUAUCAUAAAAGAAAUAAGAAGUAAUUAAAGAAGUGGUGACUGAGAGAAUUGAAGUUCCUUCUUAAGCAGAUAAAUUAAGAAUUUAAUAAUUAGAAUAACAAUUAAAUAAUAUUAAAUUAGAAUUAUAGAUAGUAUCAUAAAAGAAAUAAGAAGUAAUUAAAGAAGUGGUGACUGAGAGAAUUGAAGUUCCUUCUUAAGCAGAUAAAUUAAGAAUUUAAUAAUUAGAAUAACAAUUAAAUAAUAUUAAAUUAGAAUUAUAGAUAGUAUCAUAAAAGAAAUAAGAAGUAAUUAAAGAAGUGGUGACUGAGAGAAUUGAAGUUCCUUCUUAAGCAGAUAAAUUAAGAAUUUAAUAAUUAGAAUAACAAUUAAAUAAUAUUAAAUUAGAAUUAUAGAUAGUAUCAUAAAAGAAAUAAGAAGUAAUUAAAGAAGUGGUGACUGAGAGAAUUGAAGUUCCUUCUUAAGCAGAUAAAUUAAGAAUUUAAUAAUUAGAAUAACAAUUAAAUAAUAUUAAAUUAGAAUUAUAGAUAGUAUCAUAAAAGAAAUAAGAAGUAAUUAAAGAAGUGGUGACUGAGAGAAUUGAAGUUCCUUCUUAAGCAGAUAAAUUAAGAAUUUAAUAAUUAGAAUAACAAUUAAAUAAUAUUAAAUUAGAAUUAUAGAUAGUAUCAUAAAAGAAAUAAGAAGUAAUUAAAGAAGUGGUGACUGAGAGAAUUGAAGUUCCUUCUUAAGCAGAUAAAUUAAGAAUUUAAUAAUUAGAAUAACAAUUAAAUAAUAUUAAAUUAGAAUUAUAGAUAGUAUCAUAAAAGAAAUAAGAAGUAAUUAAAGAAGUGGUGACUGAGAGAAUUGAAGUUCCUUCUUAAGCAGAUAAAUUAAGAAUUUAAUAAUUAGAAUAACAAUUAAAUAAUAUUAAAUUAGAAUUAUAGAUAGUAUCAUAAAAGAAAUAAGAAGUAAUUAAAGAAGUGGUGACUGAGAGAAUUGAAGUUCCUUCUUAAGCAGAUAAAUUAAGAAUUUAAUAAUUAGAAUAACAAUUAAAUAAUAUUAAAUUAGAAUUAUAGAUAGUAUCAUAAAAGAAAUAAGAAGUAAUUAAAGAAGUGGUGACUGAGAGAAUUGAAGUUCCUUCUUAAGCAGAUAAAUUAAGAAUUUAAUAAUUAGAAUAACAAUUAAAUAAUAUUAAAUUAGAAUUAUAGAUAGUAUCAUAAAAGAAAUAAGAAGUAAUUAAAGAAGUGGUGACUGAGAGAAUUGAAGUUCCUUCUUAAGCAGAUAAAUUAAGAAUUUAAUAAUUAGAAUAACAAUUAAAUAAUAUUAAAUUAGAAUUAUAGAUAGUAUCAUAAAAGAAAUAAGAAGUAAUUAAAGAAGUGGUGACUGAGAGAAUUGAAGUUCCUUCUUAAGCAGAUAAAUUAAGAAUUUAAUAAUUAGAAUAACAAUUAAAUAAUAUUAAAUUAGAAUUAUAGAUAGUAUCAUAAAAGAAAUAAGAAGUAAUUAAAGAAGUGGUGACUGAGAGAAUUGAAGUUCCUUCUUAAGCAGAUAAAUUAAGAAUUUAAUAAUUAGAAUAACAAUUAAAUAAUAUUAAAUUAGAAUUAUAGAUAGUAUCAUAAAAGAAAUAAGAAGUAAUUAAAGAAGUGGUGACUGAGAGAAUUGAAGUUCCUUCUUAAGCAGAUAAAUUAAGAAUUUAAUAAUUAGAAUAACAAUUAAAUAAUAUUAAAUUAGAAUUAUAGAUAGUAUCAUAAAAGAAAUAAGAAGUAAUUAAAGAAGUGGUGACUGAGAGAAUUGAAGUUCCUUCUUAAGCAGAUAAAUUAAGAAUUUAAUAAUUAGAAUAACAAUUAAAUAAUAUUAAAUUAGAAUUAUAGAUAGUAUCAUAAAAGAAAUAAGAAGUAAUUAAAGAAGUGGUGACUGAGAGAAUUGAAGUUCCUUCUUAAGCAGAUAAAUUAAGAAUUUAAUAAUUAGAAUAACAAUUAAAUAAUAUUAAAUUAGAAUUAUAGAUAGUAUCAUAAAAGAAAUAAGAAGUAAUUAAAGAAGUGGUGACUGAGAGAAUUGAAGUUCCUUCUUAAGCAGAUAAAUUAAGAAUUUAAUAAUUAGAAUAACAAUUAAAUAAUAUUAAAUUAGAAUUAUAGAUAGUAUCAUAAAAGAAAUAAGAAGUAAUUAAAGAAGUGGUGACUGAGAGAAUUGAAGUUCCUUCUUAAGCAGAUAAAUUAAGAAUUUAAUAAUUAGAAUAACAAUUAAAUAAUAUUAAAUUAGAAUUAUAGAUAGUAUCAUAAAAGAAAUAAGAAGUAAUUAAAGAAGUGGUGACUGAGAGAAUUGAAGUUCCUUCUUAAGCAGAUAAAUUAAGAAUUUAAUAAUUAGAAUAACAAUUAAAUAAUAUUAAAUUAGAAUUAUAGAUAGUAUCAUAAAAGAAAUAAGAAGUAAUUAAAGAAGUGGUGACUGAGAGAAUUGAAGUUCCUUCUUAAGCAGAUAAAUUAAGAAUUUAAUAAUUAGAAUAACAAUUAAAUAAUAUUAAAUUAGAAUUAUAGAUAGUAUCAUAAAAGAAAUAAGAAGUAAUUAAAGAAGUGGUGACUGAGAGAAUUGAAGUUCCUUCUUAAGCAGAUAAAUUAAGAAUUUAAUAAUUAGAAUAACAAUUAAAUAAUAUUAAAUUAGAAUUAUAGAUAGUAUCAUAAAAGAAAUAAGAAGUAAUUAAAGAAGUGGUGACUGAGAGAAUUGAAGUUCCUUCUUAAGCAGAUAAAUUAAGAAUUUAAUAAUUAGAAUAACAAUUAAAUAAUAUUAAAUUAGAAUUAUAGAUAGUAUCAUAAAAGAAAUAAGAAGUAAUUAAAGAAGUGGUGACUGAGAGAAUUGAAGUUCCUUCUUAAGCAGAUAAAUUAAGAAUUUAAUAAUUAGAAUAACAAUUAAAUAAUAUUAAAUUAGAAUUAUAGAUAGUAUCAUAAAAGAAAUAAGAAGUAAUUAAAGAAGUGGUGACUGAGAGAAUUGAAGUUCCUUCUUAAGCAGAUAAAUUAAGAAUUUAAUAAUUAGAAUAACAAUUAAAUAAUAUUAAAUUAGAAUUAUAGAUAGUAUCAUAAAAGAAAUAAGAAGUAAUUAAAGAAGUGGUGACUGAGAGAAUUGAAGUUCCUUCUUAAGCAGAUAAAUUAAGAAUUUAAUAAUUAGAAUAACAAUUAAAUAAUAUUAAAUUAGAAUUAUAGAUAGUAUCAUAAAAGAAAUAAGAAGUAAUUAAAGAAGUAGUGACUGAAAAAGUGGAAGUUAGUAGAGAGUCUGACAGAAAAAGAAUCUUAGAAUUAGAGCGUGAUAUAUAUAAAUUGUAAUAAGACUACAUAGCUUUAAAUAAAAUAAAAUCUGAAAUAAUAAAGGAGACUGUAACCGUUGAGGUUCCAUCGUCUAUGGAUAAGUUUAGGAUCUAAUAAUUGGAGGCUUAAUUAUAAUAAAUAAAGAGUGAAUUAUCAAUGGUAUUAGCUAAAAAGUAAGAAGUUAUUAGAGAGACAGUAACAGAAAGAAUAGAAGUGUCUUCGGAGUAGGAUAAAAUGAGAAUUAGGUAAUUAGAAUAGUAAUUAAAUUAUUUGUAAUAAGAUUAUUUCGCAUUGAAUUAAAAAAAAUAAGAAAAAAUAAAAGAGACAAUAACUGUUGAAAUACCAUCUGAGUCUGAUAAAUAUAAAAUAAGGUAACUUGAAUCUCAAUUGCUAUCAUUUUAAGAAGAAUUAGAUGCAAUUUAAUUAGAAUACUAGAAUUAAAAUUAGGAGAUUGAUAGACUUUAAACUAUUAAUUUUGAAUACUAAGAUCAAAUAAGAGUUUUGUAAUCAAAGUUAGAAGACAACUAAAAGCAAAGAUCAAUUUUAAUUUAAUUUGAAAGAAAAGAGUAAGAGUUUUUGGAAUAGAUUUCAAUUUUAGAGAAUGAAAAAGGAAGAGAAAUAAAGGAACUAAAAAAAUAGAUUGAAUAUAUAUAAUAGGAGAAUUAAUAAAUAAAUGAUAUGAUGAGAAUUAAGGCUGAAGAAAGUGAAUAGUGGAAAAGAAAUUAUUUAACUAUUUAAAAUCAAAUGACCUCAGGAGAAACUGAAUCAUUAAAAAUAUAAUUGAAAUCUUUAGAGUAAAGUAGAGAAAUGACGAAAUUAGAACUAGAUAAAGUAAACAAAAUGUACUUUUUAAUUUAAAAUGAAUAAACUUAAUAUAAGUAAAAAUGUAAUGAGCUAGAAUUAAGAAUUAAAUAAAUUAGUAGAGAAAAUUAGGAAUAUUAAGAAAGAUUUUAAUAAAUGGAUUUUGAAAAAUUUAGUAGAUUAGAAUAAGAGAAUAGACGAAAAACAGAAACUAUUUAAUAGUUAGAAUCAUAAUUAAGGAAUCAAGUAUUUAUGAAAGAUUUUUAAAUUUAAUUAUCUAAUAAAGAUAAAUAGAUUUAUGAAUUAUAAGAAAGUAUUUCAGAAUUAUAAACUACAAUUAGAACUCAAAGAAUAGAAAAUUAGACAAUUUUUGAAUAAACUAAUAGACAAUAAUUAACUUUAAGAGAAACAUAAAAGUAAUUUAAUAUUUAUUUUAAAGCAAUCAAAAGAUCGUAGAGUUAGAAACAAAAAUAUAGAGUCUUAAUUUGGAAAUCUAGAGACAGAUGAAGAUGAAGGAUUAGAUUUAGAUUAAGCAUGAUAUAUUAAUUGAAAGAGUAAUUGAUAUUUAUUAUUUAGGCCACUGAGUAUGAAUCAGAAAUUAAUUUGUUAAGGGAGGAAUUAUAGAAUAGAAGAUAUAAUUCUAUUAAUAAUGGACCUAUAGUAUCUAAAACAUUUGAAAUUCAUAAAAUAGGAGAAGUUGUAAAUAAUGGCACAGGAUUAGUUUCAGGAUUUAAUAUAGAAGAUACAUAAAGAAUAAAAUCAAUAGUGAGUACACAAUAAUUUAAAUCUGAAAUAUAAAAUACUAUAUCAAAUGUAUAAGAAUAAUAGUAUUCUAUGAAAUCAAAUUCAUCAGUUUAACCAUUUAAUCCUUUAAGAAGUGAUGUAUAGAUAAUAUUUAUUCAUAGAUAAUUAAAUCAAAGGCUUAAUUAAAUAGAAUUGACGAAAAAUUAUAUAAAUGA